GUGAAUCGCAAUGUAACUUUGCCCUGCAUCUUAUAGGGCGCUUCCGGGUUCACUUCCGCCUCCAACUUUUUUCGAUGAGGCUGAAUCAAUCCGAUAAAUCAUUACAUCCUGGUUCUUCAACGUCAAUUCUCCUUAUCCAUCUCAUAACAUGAUCAAAAUAUGACCUAAGUCAUCAUCAAUUCACUUUCGGCAUAAUCCAUUUGCCCCUGCCUUUGCGCAGCACUUGUCAGGCUGUCAUUGGGCCGCCUGUAUUGGCCGAAUCUCGUCCCACUGAGAGCCUCUGAGGUUGAUCGGCUAACUAUACGCGCGCGAGAAAGAGGGACAUCCGUACCCUUCGCCUUUUCAACUCGAGAGACCCUGACCUAACACCCGCCCAUCUGGGUCUCGCAUAACCCCCUUCCCGCCACUGACGGCCCGAGUCUUAAUUCCUUCUCAGCGGAAACUAACCUACUUCUCUUGGCUUGCGUCCGUUAGUCUCUCAUCUAAGCUACCUAGGUAUCGUCUCACGCUUAGAGCAUAACCUUUGGAACCUGCGAGAAUCUAUUCACCCUUUACUGAGAGCUCCGGCUCUCAUCUCUCAUCUCUCAUCUAAUUCAAUAUGGCGCCCACUAUGAACCCCACGUCCGGGCUCAGGGCGCGGGGGAGUCAGCUGUCCGCCGGUGCAAUUGCUGGAACGGUCAUCGGCUGUGCCUUCGGAGGCAGCCUGUUCCUCAUAAUCCUGGGCUUUCUCUACUUCCGGUACAGACGGAAGUUGAGAGAGGCGAAAGAAGCGGGGAUUUUGCCAGCUGGAAGCUCUACAGUCACCCAAGUUAGGACUUUAUUCCCUGGUUUCCAGGGCUUCCGGCCUAGGCAAACCCCUGUCACACAACCGAACCAUCCCCUUUCUACGAAGGAUGAGUUCGAGAGAAUCAACCCAGGCUUCAGCGACGGCUCUGAGUUCCAACAGACACAACCUGCCGUUUAUGGAGGUGGAUUUGUGAGUGGUCAUGAAUCUUAUCACCUACCUCCAAACUUCGGUCAGCCGCCUCUACCCCCGGGCAUCAACCUUCCUCUGCCCCCUCAGCCGACAGCUUUUCCAACUACCAACGACCUUGGAGCCAGUCUGCCUUCUAACAAUGUCGUCACGGGAUACGAAGCAGCCAAUUCUAGUUAUUAUGACCCUAGGAUCUCGAUGGGCUCGAAUCCUGAGCAAGAAGCAAUACCACCGUCUAGACAGAUGACUGAGCUUUACGAGGCUCAGCUGAGAGAUUCUCGAGAACAUCGAAGAAGAAGCGGCUCUCUGACCAGUCGGAUUUGGAAUAGCAUCAAGAGGAAACGUUCUACGCAUUCCUCGGCUCAUGGCACCGUAAGCCCCCAGUACUCGACAUCUCAACAGUACUUUCCUGCUUCGCCAGUUGUUAGUCCUGUCAGUAUGAAACCGGAAUUCGGUUUAGGAGCUGCGGAAGGAACUAGUACUCAAGCAAACCCUCCCGCGAAUCAAAUUUUCGAAGAGCCUGCCGAGAUUUCUGGAGAAGCGGGUAUCUCGACCGCUUCUGUGGGCAGAAACUCGUUAGAAAAGGAUCAGCAACACAAGAGACAGAGACAAGGAGAUUCCCAGUACGACGUGUACCCUCUUCGUACUAGCUCAACAAUUCGAGAAACUACAGAAAGAGAUCCCGAGCUACCUUCAGCUGCCCUUAGAAGUCCGGACUCCGCCGAUCGGUUACCUCACUCAACUCAGCCACAAUCCGAGACCCGGCCCCAAGAACGACUUAUGAGCCCGGCCAUCCCGGAGCCUAUGCAGCUGGAUGGGACAUUUGAUAUUCCUCCUACACCUUCUGUCUUCCGCAGCUCACACUCUCCUCCUCUUCAGCCGGAAUCAUUCGUGUCGCCCAUGUCCAUCAUGCAACCCUCUAACGCUGCCGAGAAAGCUGCUUUUACUCAUUACCAAAUGGAGAACUCGGCGUCUCCUCCGAUCUUCUCUACCUCGCCUCCUGCCAUCGUCGCGGACCAUGCGGUGCAAGAAAACUCUGGAAACUUUGUUAGCCCUCAAGAGGACGUCGAUGUAGAGAGCUUCCUGGAUAUCCCUAGUGAUGACGAGCCUCGUCUAUCUGGUGAUUCGUACGACUACAGUACCACACCGGGACAGAGCUCUACGGAUCCCUCUAUGGGAAGGACGCCGGAUACCCGGCUUACGAUAUCACCAUCCCCGUAUCCAAACAACAUAAAUGAACAUGUCAAGAUGGAACCAGAGUCGAGCUCGUCGCCGGAGGUCUCCAAGAUUCCUUCUCCCCAAUCAUCCGGUCAUAUCUGCGAAGAGUGCGGCCGGUAUUUUGAUCAGGUCCAUAAACUUAACCACCAUAAACGUUAUCACGACCGCAAACACGAGUGCCCCUACGAGGGAUGCGACAAGAAGUUUGGUACUAAGACACACCUUGAUCGACAUAUCAACGAUAAGCACGUCAAGUCGAAAGCCUACCACUGUACAGAACCAACAUGUCCAUACUUCAAAGGAAGAAAAGCCUUCCCGAGAAAAGACAAUUGGAGACGACAUAUGGUUAAAAAACACGGGGCGAUGCCUAACGAUCUAGAGGCAAUGGAUGAGUCGAUGAUAUGAUAGUUGGCAAGCAAACACAACUCUCAACUGCUUAUUAGCAAUAGUAUAUGCAUAUUGCUGUACGUCCAAUACUCAGACGUGUAUCACAGCACUACGGUUAUUUCCACGGUAUCAUCAGCAAAGCCUAUAGGGAGUCGGUAUGGCUUAGCACCGUCUAAGGGUGAACCAUCCGGCUUCUUAAACAUUAUAAACUACGUCCCCCGGAUCUAUGUAUACUACCUAAUAGUAUAAAGGUCUAAAACUUUGCAACCUACGGCCAAAAAAAAUUAUUAGAUUUUAUUUAUUAACUUGGAUUUCGAUACGCUCGUUUGCAUAUAUUGGGUAUACAUUUUUGGUAAUAUAUUUAGGGCAUAUGGGUAUAAGCGAUGUCGGGACCUCACUUUGGGUUGGUCAUUGUAACAAAGCAGGGCGCAAAGGAUUCUUCUCGGCAGGUGUAUAUUUCAUAUACGGACCACGGUAUGAGCUUAGCUCCCCAUGAAUGCGGUCAUUUUGGCCGAGGGCAAAACGGUUGGAAGCUCUCGAGCAACUUGCAAUGCGAAUCAUUUCUAUGCUUGUCAGUUCCAUCAUUUAUUGGUGUCGGUCCCGAGGUCAUUCUAUUUUCUGGCUUAUUCUCGCCGGUCUUGGAACUGUUUGCCUAGUAGUCAUGUCUAGUUGUAGUGUAAAGCUAGUAGAUGGAUAAGUUUAAAAUCGUAAUAGUACUGAAAGCAUCGCGAAGAUAUCCAAUAUUAAUGAUAACAAAUUACUAACA
Daldinia vernicosa is the source of this 3344-nucleotide messenger RNA. RefSeq lists its product as uncharacterized. Lineage: Eukaryota; Fungi; Ascomycota; Sordariomycetes; Xylariales; Hypoxylaceae. Gene Ontology annotation, molecular function: RNA polymerase II cis-regulatory region sequence-specific DNA binding; DNA-binding transcription factor activity, RNA polymerase II-specific. The transcript has a single exon. Gene Ontology annotation, cellular component: transcription regulator complex; PcG protein complex. The record is from RefSeq and is a predicted model, not a curated record. Gene Ontology annotation, biological process: regulation of transcription by RNA polymerase II. Bases 599 to 2596 code for a protein of 665 amino acids.